AUGUUAUCAUUUCAUUCAAGAAAUAAUCAUAUUAAUAUACCAAUUAGUAAGAUUAAAUCUCAAUCCUCUACCAUUAAAUCAUCAUUAUCAUCUACAUGUACAGUAUCUGCAAAUAUAUUACACAUGUUAUAUGAAGAAUUAAAAAAUAAUAAACCAAAUUAUUUAUCAUCGAAAAUUGAUUUAAAAUCAAUUCCAAAUACAAUACGUUGUAAAGAUAAUAAAUUAUUAGAACAAAAAGUGUUAGAUUUAAAUCAUGAUCGUACAGUUUUACGAUUUUCUGCACUUGCUCAUCGUCGUAGUAGUGCACCAAUUACAGAACAUUAA
This is a messenger RNA of Schistosoma mattheei, 324 nucleotides long. The record is from the annotation of a GenBank genome assembly. Lineage: Eukaryota; Metazoa; Platyhelminthes; Trematoda; Strigeidida; Schistosomatidae.